Messenger RNA from Nymphaea colorata (pocket water lily), 3721 nucleotides. RefSeq names its product putative U-box domain-containing protein 53. The transcript has 9 exons. Bases 913 to 3174 code for a protein of 753 amino acids. The record is from RefSeq and is a predicted model, not a curated record. Lineage: Eukaryota; Viridiplantae; Streptophyta; Magnoliopsida; Nymphaeales; Nymphaeaceae. Gene Ontology annotation, biological process: protein phosphorylation; protein ubiquitination. Gene Ontology annotation, molecular function: ubiquitin-protein transferase activity; protein kinase activity; ATP binding.
GAGAGCUAGAUCUACGAUAUAUUACUUCAAGAGAUAGGCUUGUAGCUUAGAUUUUACGCAAUUAAUGUACUUCUUGAUUUCUGCUCAUUCUUUCUUUUUUUAAUUUUUUCUCUUAUGCAGAGAAACCAAAUAUGGUAGUUGAUUCUAUGGUGCCUUAUCUCUUCCAAUUGAAUUCUGUUGCUUUUCCCGCUCUAAUUGCAAGUUGACAUCUCUUAGCACGUUGUUUUCUUCUUUUUAUUCAUGUAUUUAUUCUCAACAGUUCGCUUGAUUGCUAAAAAACCAUCUGUUAUGCUUUUGAUGCAAUUUUGCUGCCAAGUGUUGACACCCAUUGGGCAUAUUCUGCAUAUAUAUUCCUUACCAAAAUCAAAAUCAACGAAACAGCUUUUUGGCGGGCAGGGAACAGUAUUAAUAGCAACCACAUAGGCGCUACAGGAGAUAGCAGACGACGAAAAGAAGCAAUGAACUGUCAUUUAGAACACGGGGCUAGAGAGAGAGAGACAUUUGCUUUAACUUGAGAAGAAGCAGAGUCCCCUUUAGUGAGUGGACCUACAUUGGUCAAGUCAGGGCUUUCACCUGCUGCAAGGUGUUUCCUGAACUUGGACCAGAUUACUCUGCCUUCAAAGACCCCGGUCCUUUAUCAUAUGUUAAGCCUAUCCGGGCCCCUUGUUCUGAGCCAUUUCCUUUACCAAUUGAUUGGACUAUGCUACUUCCGUAGUUUUGAAUAAGGAAGCACUUUGAUCGAAAUGUCAAACGACGUUCUGUUUUUUUUCUCCUUUUUCUUUCAGAAGUCCCAUAACUGAAUGAAAAGGUGCCAUAAAUGAUGCAUGGUGGCUGAAUUCUGUUUUUUAGAUUCUGCUACCCCAGAGUUAAAACUGUUGUCCCAGGUUAUCUUGGUGUCUUCUGAGGUUGGGAAUGGAAGUCCUUCGGUGUGAGAAGGACGGUAUAGUUGCGUCAUCCACUUCAGCUUCAAGUGUUGCAGUUGCUGUCAAUGGAAGCAGGAACAGCUUGUCUGCACUCUUCUGGGCAUUAAAAAAGUUCGUCCCUGAGGGAAAAACUUCUUUCAAACUCAUAUAUGUUCGUCCGAGAAUCACGACAAUCCCUACGCCAAUGGGCAAUUCUAUUCCUGUUUCAAAUGUUAGAGAAGAAGUGGUUGCUGCAUAUAGAAAAGAAAUAGAAUGGGAGACGAACACAAAGCUCCUUCCUUUCAAGCAAAUGUGUGCUCAAAAACCAGUGGCAGUAGAGACCAAUGUGAUUGAGGCAGACGAUAUAGCAGAGGCCAUAUCAGAAGAAAUUGCUAAAUCUGAAAUCCAUAUACUCGCUCUUGGAUCAUCAUCUAGAAGCAUAUUUUCUAGGAAACUCCGAAAUCAAGAUGUAUCCAAGAGAGUAUCUGGCUGUGUUCCAAACUUCUGUACGGUGUAUGUUAUUUCAAAGGGGAAAGUGUCAUCCAUCCAUCCAGCAAGUUUGGAGGACAAAAACUCCACAGAUGUAAAGGAUGACGGUUUAAGCUCAAAGACAGAAUCAAGUGGAGAAAUCUCAUCCAUUGAGGAUGUCCAGUCACAUUAUCCUUCUCUCUUGGAUCAGCGUGAUCAUGCCAUUUCAGCAGUAAACUGCAUUGGCAGAAGGCUACAUCCAGGUGAUAUUGAGCCUUCGCAGGGUUCACCUCCAGUCCACAGUGAGGAAUUUGCAUUUAUUGAUCCUGGAUGUGCAUCCAUAAAUAGUCUUACUGCAAUUUCAACAAGUGAGGAAAGCUUUGAGUCAGAGACUGACUUCUGGAUCUUUGACCGGGCCUUUAAAUCAGAUAUUCGAGCUGUUGCCUCUACAGAACCGGUGAUUGAGAUCAAUAAUGUCAAGAUGCAUGAAGCAAAUGAGAUCAAAGAAAUGAGCUCAAAGGAAGAAAUAGCAAUAAGACAUGCAAAAGACAAAAAGGAGAAGCAUGAAGCUACUGAUUUAGAAGCUAAAUUUGCAAAAAAUGAACACGUAUGGGGAGAAGGGGCCAAGAAUAUGGCAGCAAAUGAAGUGAAGGAGAAACAUGUGCUGGAAAAGCCACUGGAGAAAUUGGAUCAGAAAUACAAGAAAUUUCCGUGGGAAGAAAUAGUGUCUGCUAGCUCAUCAUUCUCUGAGUCACUCAGAAUCGGAUCUGGUGCAUAUGGAACUGUGUACAGAUGCAAAUUUCAUCAUGUCAUGGCCGCUGUUAAAGUCCUCCAGAUAAAUGAUGGAUGCAAGACCAAGCAUUUCCAGCAAGAGCUGGAAGUACUCAGCGAAAUCCGUCAUCCCCAUCUUCUAAUGCUGCUUGGUGCAUGCCCUGAUCAUGGUUGUUUGGUCUAUGAGUUCAUGCAAAAUGGAAGCUUGCACGACAGGUUGUUAAGAAAGAACAAUACCCCACCGUUGCCUUGGUUUGAUCGCUUCCGGAUAGCUUGGGAGGUAGCUUCAGCGUUGUUUUUUCUGCAUAACUUGAAGCCAAAGCCAAUAAUCCAUUGUGAUCUGAAACCUGCCAACAUCUUGCUUGACCAUAAUCUUGUAAGCAAGAUUAGUGAUGUUGGUCUGACGACGUUACUUCCAAAAGAUCAUGCUACUUCAGUAUUCAAGAACACAGCUCUUGCUGCUACAUUCUGCUAUAUUGAUCCUGAGUAUCAAAGGACUGGCUUAAUGUCACCAAAGUCGGAUACAUAUGCACUUGGCUUGGUUAUCCUGCAACUGCUGACUGCUAAACCUCCAAUGGCUCUUGCUCACUUGGUAGGAACAGCAGUUCUGGAAAAUAAGUUGCAAAAUGUUUUGGACUAUUCAGCAGGUGAAUGGCCUACUCAAGAAGCAGAAGAAUUAGCAAAUUUAGGUUUGAGCUGUGUGGAAUUAAGACGCUGUGAUAGGCCAGAUCUAAAGGACGAUGUUCUUCCAAUGCUUGAGAGAUUGAAAGAGGUUUCAGAACUUGCACAUGCUUCUAUAUCCAAGAGCAAAAUGUCACCAUCAAGCCACUUCCGUUUCCCAAUUCUUAAGGAUGUGAAGCAAGACCCUAGUGUUGCAGCUGAUGGCUACACAUACGAGCGAAGAGGGAUAGAAAGAUGGCUGGGCAUGAAUGACAGGUCACCAAUGACAGAACUACCACUGCCCAGCAGAGCCCUUGUCCCUAAUUACACACAUUCAGCAGCAAUUGCUGAUUGGAGGUCCAAGGGUCUGUGAGUUUCACCAUAUGCUUUCACGGGUAGCAGAUGAUGUGGUUCAGCCUGUCUCAAGGAUCUUACGCUACCAUUCUACCUGGAGCAACUGCCUGCUAAAAACAGAAGUUUACUGGUUUCUUUUCUAAAAUUUGAAGGCUUUCUUGGAAUUAGGAGGGCCAUGGUUACUUCAGAUUUUGGCAUGCGUGCAAAUUUGGAAAGGAAAAACACGCUCUGUACUGGAUUUCUUCUUAAAACGGUGUCAGGUCUGCCUAUUUAUUGGUCCAUCUUCAAGUCAAUCCCUGUCGGUGUUGACUCGAGUAUCUCAUCUCUCACUAAAACCUCGGCUGAGGAUUGGUUUUGGCAUUGAAACAGGUUUUCUUAACCUAGUUUUGAUGGUAGGUCUAGGUUGCCGACAUGGUUUUAUCAUCAUCUAAGCAAGCCAAUAGUUGUUUAAGAGUUUUAGCUUCUUGUUUGUCAGAUCAUAGCUGGCUAGGAUCUACUCUUCCUCUGCCAUGUAAAAUCGUUGUACCUAACUGGUGCUACAGAAAAGGAAAAAGAAAAACUGUGUG